Molecule: messenger RNA, 4001 nt
Organism: Carassius auratus (goldfish)
Lineage: Eukaryota; Metazoa; Chordata; Actinopteri; Cypriniformes; Cyprinidae
Gene: zc3h7bb
Product: zinc finger CCCH-type containing 7Bb
Exons: 22
Coding region: 262-2970 (902 amino acids)
Biological process (GO): miRNA processing
Molecular function (GO): protein binding; metal ion binding; miRNA binding
Source: RefSeq, a predicted model, not a curated record
ACUUUGAACAAAAAGGCUCCCCUCUCUUCCUUUAGGACCUCACAGUCUGGACGUUUUAGUUAAACUUGAGGGCAACUUAAGAGGCUCAUGUUCUGUCCGUUGAUUUGGGGCAGGCGAAUGAAAUCAAAGUAUGAUUUGGAAGGAAUAAAACACCCAAACCCUUUGCCUGAUAAUUAAACGGAUUUAUUUCUUUAACAAACAGUCUCUGGUGGAAGAGAAGAUCUGAAGUCUUCGGUCGGUUGAAUGUCCUCCUCAUAAGCUAUGGAUCUAGAACGACAGAAGCGCAAAGAAGAAAUUCAGAAAGCUUUGGGAUUCAUUCAAUCAUCUUUGCCUUUCCCAGAACCUGAACGUUAUGAGGCAUUCCUGACUCAGCUAGUAUGUAAUUUGCUGGAUGAAGGUAACACCGUAUAUCGUGAUGGAGAGUGGAGACAGGCAGCGCUCCAUUACAGCGAGGGUGUGAAUGUAGCUCGAUAUGCUCAGUCUGAAGCACUGGUCAUCCCCCCUGAGCUGUUAGAGAGCCUUUAUGUGAACCGGGCAGCUGCGCAUUAUAGUCUGGGGGAGUAUGAGCGGGGCGUGCAGGACUGUGAUAGCGCACUGUGCGUGUCGGAGGGCAGUCGCAGGGCGCUCUACAGGAAGGCACUUUGUCUGAGGGAGCUGGGCAGACUCAGAGAAGCUUAUGAGUGUGGCACCGGAUGCCUAUUAACUGCCCCUCACGACCGGCAAGUCAGUGAGCUUGCUCAGGAUCUAGCUAACAAACUUGGUUUGAAAAUCCGCAAAGCAUACGUCAGCCCUCAGCUCGAUUCUACAUCAUCUGCGACCGACAGCAAUGGAGAAACUAAUUCUCCUACAGGGGAGACCUCCUCAAAUGGUCUUGAGUCUUUGACUGAUAUCGGAUCAGAUUUAACAAGUGCCCAGUGCAUCCCCGCUCCUCUGGCUACACCGAUCCCAGUAAGUGAUGACCCACAGAUGCCCUCACUGAGCCCAGUUGUGCCCCAAGAUAUGCCAGAAAGCCCGAGCCAGGAGCCAUCGGGGCGGGUGCCGUACUCUGUACCUGUAUCUGAACACAUGGGUGAAUGUGUGAUGAAUGAGGACACUUCAUGUCUGGACACGUUGCUGGAAAGUAUUCCCAAAGGAGCUGAGGUCAGCGUGAACCCAGUUCAAGGGGCCAUUCCCACUAACCUACCAAACACUGCUGUGGGCUUGAGGCCCCCGUACUCUCCGGGUCUCCCAGAAUCCUCCCCUCAGCUCACGACUCAAUAUUUAAAAUCUGCUGUCAGUCCUCUCCCCCCACUGGAGUCCUCCUCAGUGCUAGGUCAAAGCGAAGCCUCUUCCCAGACGAUGGACUCCCUCGGCUCCUUUAGCUCUGGAGCUGGAGAUGCUGCUGGGAAGGGGUGGUCUGGAUCACUAAUCUCAGGAGGACUGGAUUCCCUUUCUGAGUACACACUUCCCGGUGGACGAAUCUCUCACAGUUUCAUCCCCAGCUUGCGGAAUCAUAAUGCCUCCAAUGCACAGAAUGGACCAGUUGGUACCAAUCUUUCUCUGCUGUCACGAAACCCUCUGGCUGCCACACAUGAGUUCAGACAGGCCUGCAAUGCUUGCUACAGUCGCAUAGGGCCACGGGUCAUGGACUACCAUUAUCAACCUGAUGCAGCGCAUCGCUGUAAGAGAGAUGUGCUGCUCUGUCGCCUCAGAUCCUCAGAUGACCCCACCUGGAAGAGGGUGCGACCCCGUCCUGCUCGUAAUAACUUCCUUGGGGCCUUUGUUCUCUGCAAAGAGGUACAAGAGCGUCAGGAGUGCCAGUAUGGUGAAAACUGCACUUUUGCUUAUUGCCAAGAGGAGAUAGAUAUUUGGACACAAGAGAGGAAGGGAGCUCUAAGUCGUGAGCUUCUGUUUGACCCUCUGGGCACUAACGAACGACGGGCCCUCAGUGUCACCCGUCUCCUUCAGCUCCACAUGGGCAUGUUUAUGUUCCUCUGUGAGGAAUGUUUUGACAGUAAGCCUCGUAUCAUUAGCAAGAGAAGCAAGGAGAAUCUCGCAGUGUGUUCCAACCUCACUGCAAGACAUCCAUUUGAUGAUAACAAGUGCCUGGUGCACGUGGUUCGCUCGGCAAACGUGCGCUACAGUAAAAUACGCUCUCUUCACCCACUCUGCCAGUUUGACGUGUGCCGCCAUGAGGUGCGAUAUGGCUGCCAGCGAGAGGACAGUUGCUCCUUUGCACAUUCAGUCAUAGAACUCAAGUGUUGGGUGCUUCAGCAGGACACAGGUAUUACCCAUGAGGAGAUGGUGCAAGAGUCUAAGAGACACUGGCACAGAUUGGAACAGAAUGCACAGAGACAGAAGCCCAUGCUCGGGCCCCACCAGCCCAGCGGGAGCAGCAGUAACAGCAGUGCUGUCAGCGCUAGUGCUGUGGUCUCCGGAGGAGGAGAUGGCGGCCUCGGGGGCGGGAGCACAGGAGGAGGUGGAGGAGGACUUGUAGGAUGCGGUCGGGGGCGCGGCUUGAAUCUGAAGAUGAAGUUUGUCUGUGGACAGUGUUGGAGGGAGGGCCAGGUCAAUGAGCCAGACAAGUCCCUGAAGUACUGCACCGCCAAAGCCAGGCACAGCUGGACAAAAGAGCGCAGAGUGUUGCUUGUGAAAUCAUUUGAGAAGAAAAAGUGGGUGGUAGUGCGACCGCUGCCUUUUUCCCGUACCUACCCCCAACAAUAUGAUAUGUGUGUUCAUGUCAUGAAACAGAAGAAGUGCCACUAUAUUGGGAACUGUUCUUUUGCACACAGUUUGGAGGAGCGGGAUGUGUGGACCUACAUGAAAAAUAACAGCUUGAGAGACAUGCAGCAGAUGUACGAGAUGUGGCUUUCACUGACCAAUCAGAACCGGCGUGCAGACAGCAACCUAAUGACUCCACCCCCAGAGGAAAAACAGAUCGCCAUGCCAACUGACUAUUCUGAGUCAAUGAUUUAUCAGUGUUCUUUUUGACAGGUUGGGCGACGGCUGUCUGGUGGUGGAGGGGAUCUGUGACCUGGGCGGUCUGGAUGAGGCUUCAUGUUCAGAUGUCCGCUUCUAAGGCCCUUUCUCACUCUUUAAGUGCCACUCUGGGAAGUACCACGCUCUGAGGCCCUUUAGGGCAGAGCGCCUGUCUAUAGGAUUAACACCGUGAUUGUUGCCACAUACACACCCCCCACAUGCUUUUUCACCCAUUAUCAAACACAUUCGCCCCCUCACUGACAUGACACUUGGCACAGGCUCAUAGGGUGUAUGUGAGUUUACACUGACUCAUCUAAGGGCAGUUUGUUUUUAUGUUCCCUAAACACAUUUCUGAGGAGUUGAAGAUCUAUUCCCACAGUGCUUUUUAAACUCGAAACCAAAACAGACUGUGUGUCCCCCAAAUUAAAUCAAAUCACCUCCCAUGAAGGCCACUCAUGUUUCAGUCAAGUAUGUGGUGUGAGAUAUCAGAUUGAAGUUAUGAAGUGCUGCUUAACCCUGUGUUCCUGCCAUAUUGGUAGAAGAGUUUGAAUGUACAGCCAUAAGUGGCCACUUACAACAAAUUUGAGAUUUGUUUGGAUGUCGAAUGUAUUUGAUAAAACCAAGGCAAUUAAUAAUGGACUAAGUAAGUAAAAACCACCCCAACUUGCAUAAUGCCAGUCACAGGUCUUGCACUGACACACACACACACACACACACACACACACACACACACACACACACAUUUCCUCAUUCUUUCCAUUUGCACUGAGUGACAGUUUGGCAGUGCUUGAUAAAGAAGAUAGUGCGCACACAAGGGCUGUUCGUAGUCUUGAGUGAUCUGACAAUUUGGACUGAAAAUACACUUUGUAUUCAUUUUUCUUUUUCUUUGGAAGAGUGUUUGGAGGUUGGAAGAUGCUUCCGUGAUUGUUCAUUCAAGAUAUCAGAUUGGGAUUUGAAGUGCAUAAUCUGUAACACCCAUAACAUGCUACUAGGAGACUCUCGUUCACCACAGUUCAAAAAUAGCUCAUUAGUUCUAUAUAUAU